Oncorhynchus masou masou (cherry salmon) is the source of this 4199-nucleotide messenger RNA. RefSeq names its product B-cell receptor CD22-like. The record is from RefSeq and is a predicted model, not a curated record. The coding region runs from base 83 to 1405 and encodes 440 amino acids. The transcript has 8 exons. NCBI's taxonomy places the organism in Eukaryota, Metazoa, Chordata, Actinopteri, Salmoniformes, Salmonidae.
GUUCCUGUUUCCACACACUGCUAAUCAGUUGAUUUACUGUACAAGUCCUUUCCACUUCACUCUACUGCAUGGAGAUGCAACAAUGGCAUUGAGAACAGCAGGAAGUGUGUUGAUGGUCUUUAUCUGGUCUGAGACAGUGGUACUGGGUCAGAAUGGCUGGAGGGUGACUUACAACCCUCAGAGUAUCUGUGCCUUGAAGAGGUCAACAGUGGAUCUGUCCUGCUCUUAUACAUAUCCCAGAGGUCAUACAGUCACAGAGACAUCAUGGUUCUAUAGAUGGUCUGUUGUGAAACCUCAGAAUGAUGAUCGUGUGGAGUACUAUGGGGACAGAGUGAAUGACUGCACCAUGAGAAUCACAGACCUGAGAGAGAGCGACUCAGCUGAAUACUGGUUCACAUUCGAGACUCAGAUCAUACAAGGUCACGUCUUUCAAAGUGUGAGAAGUGAGAGCUAUUCUGGCAGUCCUGGAGUCUGGCUGUCCGUCACAGGCCUGGAGGCAAAAUUUCAAACUAUAGUGACAGAGGGACAGCCUGUGACACUGACCUGUAGCACCACCUGUACUCUGACUGACAACCCCAACCCCACCUACAUCUGGAAGAAGAACAGACAAUGUCUCACAAACCCAAAGACCAAAAAUAACUACCUGUACCUAGACCCAGUCAGCAGUGAGGAUACAGGCAGAUACUCCUGUGCUGUAACCGGCCAUGAGAAUCUCCCCUCUGCCGAAGAGACUCUCACUGUCAGAUAUGGCCCAAAGAGAGUGUCAGUAUCAGUCAGUCCUUCUGGUAAAAUAGUGGAGGGCAGUUCAGUGACUCUGACCUGCAGCAGUGAUGCCAACCCACCUGUGGACAAAUACACCUGGUACAAGAACGUAACCUCACAAAAAGCAUCAGGACAGAGUUACAGCAUCACUAACAUCAGCUCUGAGGACAGUGGAGAAUACUACUGUGAGGCUGACAAUACAAUUGGAGCCCAGAUAUCUACACCUCAAUUGAUCAUUGUAGCCGAGAAACAAGCUUCUGUGAAGAAUGCAUCUAUAGGAAUCAUAGUGGUUGUUCUGGUUCUCAUCCUCUGUCUCUCUGUCCUUAUGUGGUUCAGGAAGAAGGCCUCCAAAUCCACUUCUGACACAAGAGACAGAAGAAACACGGUAGACAAUGGACAGCAAGACUCUAGUCCCGUGUAUGACAACAUCUCAGGCAUGACCCAUACUGCAGCACCGACAGUGGACACAGACAACCAGGAUAACGUUCAAUACGCCAGCAUUCAACACAGAAACCAGGAAGUGCCUGAAUACUCCACUGCCCAACUGUCUCAACCCCAGAAACAGGAGGAGGAUGCCCAGUACGCUGCUGUGAAAUUUAACCACACCAGUGCUGUUGACAUGUCAGUAGACACCAGGUUUUAGUGUAGCUGGUGAGACAUACAAAAGUAAAUAGAAAUAAGCCAAUUGUUAUGGACAAAUUGUAGGGAUAUUUUCCAACUAUUCUUCUUGUAUAAUAUACAAGAAAAUGCAUUUCUUGUAGAACUUGACUGACGUUUUGGUAGUUAGAAAGAGGCCUCAAUUUUAGUCCCUCAGUACUUCUAGUUGGUGUCAACCACAGACAUCACAUUAUUAUUAUUUCGCAGUCAGUGGGUCCCCUUCCACACCUGGUGACAUUAAUUUGCUACAUCACUACACCCUAGUUACACCUCCACACCUGGUGACAUUAACCAGGGUGUAGUGCUGUAGUAAAUGAAUGUCACCAGGUGUGAAGGUGGAGGUGUAACCAGGAUGUAGUAAUGUAGUAAAUGAAUGUCACCAGGUGUGGAGGUGUAACCAGGGUGUAGUGAUGUAGUAAACACUGUCUGUGUGGGUGGACCAUUUCAGUUUGUCUGUGAUGUGCACGGCGAGGAACUUAACUUUCCACCUUCUCCACUACUGUCCCGUCGAUGUGGAUAGGGGGCUGCUCCCUCUGCUGUUUCCUGAAAUCCACGAUCAUCUCCUUUUUUUUGUUGACAUUGAGUGUGAGGUUAUUUUACUGACACUACACUCCGGGGGCCCUCACCUCCUCCCUGUAGGCCGUCUCGUCGUUGUUGGUAAUCAAGCCUACCACUGUAGUGUCGUCUGCAAACUUGAUGAUUGAGUUGGAGGCGUGCAUGGCCAUGCAGUCAUGGGUGAACAGGGAGUACAGGAGAGGGCUGAGAACGCACCCUUGUGGGGCCCCAGUGUUGAGGAUCAGUGGGGUGGAGAUGUUGUUUUCUACAGGAAAACCACAACUUCUACAGGAAGUCCAGGACCCAGUUGCACAGGGCGGGGUCGAGACCCGGGGUCUCGAGCUUAAUGACAAGUUUGGAGGGUACUAUGGUGUUAAAUGCUGAGCUUUAGUCGAUGAACAGCAUUCUUACAUAGGUAUUACUCUUGUCCAGAUGGGUUAGGACAGUGUGCAGUGUGAGUGAACAUGCACACACACACACUAAUGAUUGAUAGAAUAGAUCUACUGUACCUCCAGUGUUGAGGAAGGUGAUUUUUCAUUUCCCAGAGUACAUGUCAUAGUCCAACCUCUCCACCUCUCCUCCCCCUCAACUGGGCUUGGAGAAGCUAAUCUCCAGACAAUCGCUCAUUUGCUCCUCAGGCAUUGGGGGCUGGGCAUUGGAGAAGUUGACUGUCUUUGUGGAGACAUCAAGGUGCACCUGCACAGCGACAGCCACAAACCUUGUUCACAAUGUGUCACCUUGUCAACAGUACAGCACUAAAUCAGCCAUAAAAUAAGUAAUGGUGGACAAGUGCCAGGCGAAUGGCAUCAUUUUCUUGAACGUACCCCAACUCCUAACUCAAAAUAGAUUGGAACAUGCCUUUACACUUUGUAGUAUAGACGGUUAUUCCCUAGCCUAGCACACACACAGACUCCUUGGUAAAUAAAAUCAUUAUCAGGUGUAGGAGAUUGUCUUUUAAGGGCCACCAAACACACCGAUUGGCACGUAUGUUUUUCUGUUGCUCAUUAGAAAAAUGAGAUUUCAGUCUUGGAGGUGUGUUUCAUCCCCGUUUGGUUUUUGACGUUUGUCCCCCAUGAGACACUGUAGGCACAGAAGCCUAUUUCACUUCCUCAAAAUAACCAUGAUGAUGUUUUUGCCAAGGAUGUUUUAGUUUUACAUCUAAUUAAGAUGUUUGGUGCAUUAUUUCUCAAGUAAGAAAAUGUGCAAUGUUUUGUCUUAUGAAAACAAAGUUGGAGGUGCUGGUCAGGUGUGUCUCACUGUCUAUGCUAUUGGAUAAAGAGCAAUCCCUGCAGCUGUUCACCCCAUGUUAGUGUGCAAAUGGACAUCAUCAAAUCAAAACCCAACCUUCAUUUACCCGUUGUGAUGCACAGAUGUUCCAAACUCCGUUUUAGAAGAGACUGACUUUAUGACCAAAAUUAACCUAUUUACACUUUGUAGUCAAUUUUGACAGUCGAAUAACUGUUUCUGACUUGAAUCGAUGCCACAUAGUCCAUUUUCAAAGGGAUUUGUUGCUUUUUAAAGGCAGUCACUCUUUAAUGUCUUCAGGGUACUUAAUUAUAACAUUAAUUGUGUGAACUACUGUACCUCAAACUUCACAGAGGGGUCAAGUGUAAUGUUUUUAGGCUUCACAUACACCUUGUCUCUGUCACAGGACAUCUAUCUUCAGGAUCUGGGCUGUCACUAGGGAAAAAAGGGGAAUCCCAGUAUUACACAUACAAUGAACUUAGAUAACUCUGGAAUAGGAUCAAAGCUGAUUUGUACCGUACAUUACUAUACAUUAAUUUGUCCUUUAUCAAGCCACGAAAGUAAGUGAUCUAUCCUAUUAUAUAUCAAAGGCCAAUCCAAAAUGAGAAGACAUGGUCCCUUUGUCUGUUCAUAUCUGGCCGCCCUGAUUCCUGUACUUUUAUCCUUGAUGCACUGACCGCUGUCAUCACUGCCCUCGUUCUCCUUACUGGAAAAACUUCACAUUCUUCUCAGGUAUCUGGGCAUAGAUCUGAAGCUAGCAGAGUCAAUACUGUGAGUGUUUGUUUCUUUUUAGUUCCCUCAUAUUAAGUUCAUAUCAAAGCAAUCUGUUGUUACAGCCUGCCGGUCAAAUUGACAGAGGGGUGGACAUUCUGAACCUUGUUUGAAGUCAGUAGGUCACAUGACCAAGGAGCUAUUGAAAUUAGAAACAUUGAAAAACAUUGAAAAAUUGCAUGAGAUGAAAAUAGACAAACUAAAGGGUC